GGUUUUUAAGCAGAGACGUGCCACUCUUAUAUGUCUUAUUGUUUGUUAUAUGAUCUGGAUAUUUAUAUCGAGACCUCCUGCUGUACUGUAUUUUUCUAGCUCUAGUAAGUGUUAUGGGGAAUUGGUGAAAUAUGCAAUUGAAUACAUUGGGAAAUUAGUACUGUUGACCUGCUUGUGGUUGUGGUGGUGAUCAUUCCCUUUAUUAGGAGUACAAACAAGCAAACCCUCCUCCACAUAUUGCAUUCCAAUACCCAUUUUAUCAAAUUACAGUGAUUGUUAUGUUUUGUUGAAUAUGGAGGUGCAUUCUACUGCUUCAUCUUCCCCUCAGAUUUUAAGCCUUUUCCCUCAGACAACAAUGGAAACAGAGCAGAAAAUGGAUCUUCAGGCAAAUGGGUUGCCAGGAAACCGAAGUGGGUAUGCGGAAUAUGAUUUGGGGUCACCCACAGGAGCAUUUCUUGUGCACCCACCUGACCAGCAGGUAUACCCGAGAGUGUUUCAGGUGGAACCGCCGGAGCAGGAAGUGUACCCAAAUGUGUUUAAGGUCGACCCACCUGACCAACAGGUUUAUCCGUCUGCUCUGGCGGAGCAUGAGGCAUUGCUGGCCAAUCCUACAUACUUCUACAGCUUGUUCAACAAUUUCCAUGCAUCUCUUGGAACCAGGCUAACAGUACCUAAUAUAGGUGGCACAGAAUUAGACCUCCAUUUAUUGUAUAGACAAGUCACUGCAUGUGGAGGGCUUGAGCAGGUUAUCAAGGAGAGAAGGUGGAAAGAAAUAGCAAUUGCUUUAAAACUCCCAAGCUCUAUUGUAAAUCCUUCAUAUGUACUUCGCAAACAUUAUGGAGAUCUGCUUUACCAUCUUGAACAAGUUUAUUAUUUUGGAGCACAGGGGCAACUUGCACCCCCUCCUGGUCCAUUGCCUGCUCCUUGUCCUUCUGGGAAGUCCAUUGACAACGCAAUUUCAUACUAUCCUCAAGUUAAUCAAGAUCAGUCAAGAAAGAGAAAGAAAAAGAAGACUGAUCCCUCUGACAUCUAUGGAGUGGAUCCUGGUGCUUCCAUUGGGCAAAUUGUUACAGGAUCCAUUGAUAAAAAAGUUGAUAAUGGAUACUUGGUUACUGUAGUAGUAGGUUCAGAAAAGCUUAAAGGUGUUAUGUAUCAUGUUCCAACAGAAAAUACAGUCCAACAAUAUGCAGUUGUGCCAGGGCUGAUGUCCAAUGUAGGUUGUGAGAUGAAUGCCCCUGGACUAGAGGUACAAGUGACUGAUAAAAAGAAAGAACUCGUACGUAAAAGAGAUCCCAAUGCUCCUCGUCGAUCAAGAAAUGGGUACAAUUUCUUUUAUGUUGAGCAACUUGCUAGGUUCAAAGAGAGUUAUGCACAGACAGAUCAUCAAAUUAAAAAAAUGGUGAUUGAUAUGUGGAACAGACUUUCAGAGGAGGAAAAAUUGCCAUAUAUUGAACGGGGACAGCAAGAUACAAAAAGGUACAAGAUAGAGAUGAAAGCAUAUGCAGAGAAGAUGAAAUCUCAAGCCUCCAGUGAAGGCUACAAUGGUGACAAUGCUCUGGAGGUUACUGAUCAGCAGACUGAAGGAAAUGGUAUGGCUUCGUACUUUAAUGAUGUUAGCUAUGAUUACCAUGUGUCGCUGGAAGCAGAAGCAGAUACCACUUCUUUCCAUACACAUCCUCAGCAAGAACUUCCCUCCAGGGUAAUAGGAGUUCCCGCCACAGAUCAUGAAGCAUAUUCUGGUGAAGAUGGGAAUGUGUAUUCAGUGCCUUUUCCACAACCACAGAUUUCCGAGUCAGAGCUCCGGAACUCUAGUGGCUUACAGCAGACAAAUGAAGCUUCUGGUGAUCCCUGCUGCUACCAAACUGAGUCAAAUGCUUGUCAACCAGGUUUUGUUCCAUGUUCAAUGACAUCAGAGCAAUUGUAUUGGAUGCAAAGUACACAGUCAUAUAAUCUCCAAAAUGAUGGACAGACCUUAACUCUCUAUCCCCCAAAUCCUUUCAGUUAGCAUGAUUGUUCGUAGCCUGUCAUUUCUUAAUAUAUCUGGUAACAGAGGAUAUAGUAUUUUCCCAUCAUUAUCUUUUGUCCAUUUGGCUAAUGGAGCUUCUAAGAAGAAUCAGUCCAUGUAAAAUAGGCUCAUUAAUGAGCAUCUUAUUUUUAUGUUUCUCAAGAUGCUCACGCAAUGUGUGAUGGACAUUAAAGCAUAUGUUCCGUCUUUUAAUCGAUGGGCACUGCCUUGCAGAACAAGGAUGAAAUUCCUUUCAUUAACCACAGAUCAAGUUUUUUUAA
Messenger RNA from Cryptomeria japonica (Japanese cedar), 2286 nucleotides. Its product is annotated as high mobility group B protein 15. The record is from RefSeq and is a predicted model, not a curated record. The transcript has 6 exons. Gene Ontology annotation, molecular function: DNA binding. Bases 293 to 2005 code for a protein of 570 amino acids. Lineage: Eukaryota; Viridiplantae; Streptophyta; Pinopsida; Cupressales; Cupressaceae.